Cinclus cinclus is the source of this 5422-nucleotide messenger RNA. It is a transcript of the gene TLE3, whose product is annotated as TLE family member 3, transcriptional corepressor. The record is from RefSeq and is a predicted model, not a curated record. Gene Ontology annotation, cellular component: transcription regulator complex; nucleus. Bases 521 to 2686 code for a protein of 721 amino acids. Gene Ontology annotation, biological process: regulation of DNA-templated transcription; negative regulation of canonical Wnt signaling pathway. Gene Ontology annotation, molecular function: transcription corepressor activity; protein binding. The transcript has 17 exons. NCBI's taxonomy places the organism in Eukaryota, Metazoa, Chordata, Aves, Passeriformes, Cinclidae.
AUUCCCUAAUGAGGGGUUGUGUCCUGCCCCCUCCACGCCCCCGCCCUGAAUUUAAUUCUCAUCAGCCAGGCUCUCCACUUUGCUAAUAACGAUAGCAGCCACAAAUAGCUUUCAACAUGCCAUUGACAGCCCGCUUGGAGAGAGCACUUGAAAUAGUGGUAGACAGCUGAAAGUACCCGUAAUUGUGCGCCCGAGUGAGAACCACACUGCUCAAGGGCCUGAUUUUCAUGUGCUUAAAGAGACAAUAUCCUGGUUUCAACAAAUGCUGCUGGUGCUUCACGGCCCCGGGUGUGAUUUACCCCGGGAAUUAAAGGUUUUGGGUGGGGGGGAUUUGGAGUGGUGCGCAGAAAAUCAUCUCGGGGUGUGCCUGGAGGGAGCUGUGCUUUGGGGAUGGGGGAUUUGUGGGGUGGUGCUCCUGUGACCCCGUUUUCAGGGGUGUCAGAGGUGUGGGUGGGUGUCUUUUUUUUUUUUUUUUUUUUUUGUGUUUUGUUUUGUUGGGUUUUUUUUUUCCCCCUAAGGAAUGAUCACGUUGCCAAGAGCUCCAGGAGUGUUUGGACACGGCUCUAGGUGGGAUUUUGGGACAGAAAUUGCUAAAAGACUGAACACGAUUUUAGCCCAGAUCAUGCCUUUUCUGUCACAAGAGCACCAACAGCAGGUGGCCCAGGCUGUUGAGCGUGCCAAGCAGGUGACAAUGACGGAGUUGAAUGCUAUCAUCGGGGUACGUGGACUUCCCAAUCUGCCUCUCACCCAGCAGCAGCUCCAGGCCCAGCACCUCUCCCACGCUGCCCACGGGCCCCCAGUCCAGCUGCCACCUCACCCCUCGGGGCUGCAGCCCCCCGGAAUCCCCCCGGUGACCGGCACCAGCUCGGGGCUGCUGGCCCUCGGAGCCCUGGGCAGCCAGGCCCACCUGGCAGUCAAGGAUGAGAAGAACCACCACGACCUGGACCACAGAGAGCGAGACUCAAGUGCAAAUAAUUCCGUGUCCCCCUCGGAGAGCCUGCGGGCCAGCGAGAAGCACCGGAGCUCCACGGAUUACAGCAUGGACUCCAAGAAGAGGAAAGCAGAGGAGAAGGACAGCAUGAGCCGAUAUGACAGCGAUGGUGACAAGAGCGAUGACCUGGUGGUCGAUGUCUCCAAUGAGGACCCCGCCACCCCCCGGGUGAGCCCGGCCCAUUCCCCCCCGGAGAACGGCCUGGACAAAACCCGUGGGAUGAAGAAGGGGGACGCUCCCAACAGCCCGGCCUCGGUGGCCUCCUCCAGCAGCACUCCCUCCUCCAAGACCAAGGACCUGGGCCACAAUGACAAAUCCUCCACGCCCGGCCUCAAAUCCAACACUCCGACGCCCAGGAACGACGCUCCCACCCCGGGCACCAGCAGCACCCCGGGGCUGCGGCCCAUGCCCGGCAAACCCAGCAGCAUGGACCCCCUGGCCUCUGCCCUGCGCACGCCCAUCUCCAUCGCGGGUUCCUACGCCGCUCCCUUUGCCAUGAUGGGGCACCACGAGAUGAACGGGUCCCUGACCAGCCCCGGGGCCUACGCGGGGCUGCACAACCUCCCCCCCCAGAUGAGCGCGGCCGCCGCCGCCGCCGCCGCCUACGGCCGGUCGCCAAUGGUGAGCUUUGGAGCUGUCGGGUUUGACCCACACCCCCCCAUGCGAGCCCCGGGGCUUCCCUCCAGCCUGGCAUCCAUCCCCGGAGGAAAACCAGCCUACUCGUUCCACGUGAGCGCGGACGGGCAGAUGCAGCCGGUGCCGUUCCCGCACGACGCGCUGGCGGGGCCGGGCAUCCCGCGGCACGCGCGGCAGAUCAACACGCUGAGCCACGGCGAGGUGGUGUGCGCCGUCACCAUCAGCAACCCCACCCGGCACGUCUACACCGGCGGCAAGGGCUGCGUCAAGAUCUGGGACAUCAGCCAGCCCGGCAGCAAGAGCCCCAUCUCCCAGCUGGACUGCCUGAACAGGGAUAACUACAUCCGUUCCUGCAAGCUGCUGCCGGACGGCCGCACUCUGAUCGUGGGGGGCGAGGCCAGCACCCUGACCAUCUGGGACCUGGCCUCACCCACACCCCGCAUCAAGGCCGAGCUGACGUCCUCGGCGCCCGCCUGCUACGCCCUGGCCAUCAGCCCCGACGCCAAGGUGUGCUUCUCGUGCUGCAGCGACGGCAACAUCGCUGUCUGGGACCUGCACAACCAGACCCUGGUCAGGCAAUUCCAAGGCCACACGGACGGGGCCAGCUGCAUAGACAUCUCCCACGAUGGUACCAAGCUGUGGACGGGGGGUCUGGACAACACCGUGCGCUCCUGGGACCUGCGGGAAGGGCGGCAGCUGCAGCAGCACGACUUCACCUCCCAGAUCUUCUCUCUGGGAUAUUGCCCAACGGGCGAGUGGCUGGCAGUGGGCAUGGAGAGCAGCAACGUGGAGGUGCUGCACCACACCAAACCUGACAAGUACCAGCUGCACCUGCACGAGAGCUGCGUCCUCUCCCUCAAAUUCGCCUACUGCGGGAAGUGGUUUGUGAGCACCGGGAAGGACAACCUGCUCAACGCCUGGAGGACGCCCUACGGAGCCAGCAUCUUCCAGUCCAAGGAAUCCUCGUCGGUGCUGAGCUGUGACAUCUCUGCAGAUGACAAGUACAUCGUCACGGGCUCUGGGGACAAGAAGGCCACGGUCUAUGAGGUCAUCUACUGAUCCUGGGAUUUCCAGCCCUCGGGAAUGCUCCGGGAAUGCCCAGGGGAGGCCCCGGGCCCGGCCCAGCUCCGCCACACUCGGAUUUAUUUGGAGAUCUGCAACUCUGGCACACAUGGAAGCCCUAAACGGAUUUUUAUUUGGUUUUAAAAAGGUUUUGGGGUUUCUUUUGAUUUUUUAUUUUUUGUUGUUUUAUUUUUUUUUGUUGGUUUUUUUUUUCCCCCCGGUUCUUUCCGUCUGGCUUUGGUGGCACUAUAAAGGACUCCUUUUUUAUUGGGACUUUUUUUGUUUUUUUGGUUUUUUUUUUGUUUUUUUUUUGUGCAUCCCGCAUAAGACUUGUGAAAAAUGUAAAUACUGGACUAGGAAAAUAGCGUGGGAAGGGGGAAAACCCUCCCAGUACACUUAGUUGUGUAUUUUUGUCUGCUGUAAUUGUAUUCCACUGAUGGUUUUGGUGGUGGCAAUUUUAUUCUGGGGUUUGGUUGUUUUUUUUUUUUUUGUUUUGUUUUUUUUUGUUUUGUUUUUUUUUUUAAUUUUUUUUCCUUCCCCGUGGGGACUUUGCCAUCCAGGCUGAGCAGAGAUGUCCACUGGUGAAAAGUUGUUCCUCCUGUCGUGCGUCGUGUGUUAGUGAUGGUGGGGAAUCGCUGGGAUCCUCAGCUACUGACGGGACAUCAACACAACCACCUUGGGGUUUGUUUUUUAUAGAUGGAUUUAUGGAUUUAUCCCUAUUUUAUUUUUUUUUUAUUUUUUUUUUUUUUUUUAUUUUUUUCCGUGCUUGGAUGUUUGAAGAAAAGGGGAAGCCCACGCAAGCCCUUCUUGGUCUUCGGACAGAAGCAAAUGAGGAGUGAUUUCAAAGAAAGCUUAGAAAAAUUCAGCUCAGGGAGCCACGAAAGAUAAUAGCAAACUUAUGUGUUUUGUAUUCAAAUGAAAGUAAAGAAUUAGAAUUGAUAACCUUGGAGAAAAAAAAAAGACAAAAAAAAAAUACAGGUUUUUUUUUUUUUUUUUUAAAGCAAAAAAGUUUACUAACAAGUAGGGUUUGUGUGUGGUGGGGGGGCUGCUUGUGGUCCUUGUGGGCUUUUAUGGUCUUGUGUCUUCUGGUUUUAUGGAGCAAAUCCCUCCCCCCACAGGCCUUUUGUACUAAAGGGUUCCAAAAAGGACAUUAAAAAAAAAAAAAAAAAAGGAAAAAAAAAAGAAAAAUAUAGAGAAGAAAAAACAAAACAAAAAAAAAAAAACAAAGACUUAACGGGAAAAUAAAAGUAUUUGUGUAGCAGAAGUGCUCACCUGUAUCGUAGCACACGGCAGAGGAUUUUUAUACUGCAUUUUUAUGGAUUAUUUUUGGCGAGUUGGAUCUGGUCCAAAAGGGAAAAAAAAAAUUGCUUAUGGUUGAGGGGAGAACGGUUUGGAGAGGAGGAGGAGGAGGAGGAUGGGGCCUGGAAUUGCAGCCCUGCCAGGAACCUCCAUCCCAUCCCAUGGAUCCCAUCCCUCCGAUGGAUUCAUCCCAAAUCCCAUGGACCCCAUCCCAUCCCUCUGAGGGAUCCAUCCCAUCCCAAAUCCCAUCCCUCUGAGGGAUCCAUCCCAUCCUUCCAGUGGAUCCAUCCCAAAUCCCAUGGAUCCCAUCCCUCUGAGGGAUCCAUCCCAUCCCAUGGAUCCCAUCCCAAAUCCCAUCCCUCUGAGGGAUCCAUCCCAAAUCCCAUGGACCCCAUCCCAUCCCUCUGAGGGAUCCAUCCCAUCCCAAAUCCCAUCCCUCUGAGGGAUCCAUCCCAUCCUUCCAGUGGAUCCAUCCCAAAUCCCAUGGAUCCCAUCCCUCUGAGGGAUCCAUCCCAUCCCAUGGAUCCCAUCCCAAAUCCCAUCCCUCUGAGGGAUCCAUCCCAAAUCCCAUGGACCCCAUCCCAUCCCUCUGAGGGAUCCAUCCCAUCCCAAAUCCCAUCCCUCUGAGGGAUCCAUCCCAUCCCAUGGAUCCCAUCCCAUCCAUCCAGCUGCUCCCAGGGCAGCCAGGAGGAGCUGGGAAGGAGGAGAGCUCUCCUGGGAGCUCCAGGUGUUCCCAUGGGAAUGAGAGGGUUCUGAGGGAACGUUCCAGGCACGGGGUGGCUCCAGGGGGAGGAUGGGAUCAGUUUGGGAUGAUCCAAGGAAGGAGAAGUUCUCAAAGGUUCUUUUAGGGAAAGGCGUUUUGGGCUGGUUUGGCUCCAAUUUGUGACUCUGUCCCUUGGGGGGGUCCAGGGCUGUUUUGGGGUCGGUUUUUUUUUUUUUGGGAUCUGUGGGGGCAGCUCUGCCCCUUUCUGCACCCUGGGCACAGCAUUCCCAGCUCCAUGGUUCCACGCACAGGUGGGGCAGGGUUGGGGGUCCCCCCCAGCUCGUGUCCUCCCCCCAGGUUUGCAAUUUGGCUGCUUGGCUUCUCUCCCCAAAAUGCCAGGACUGGAAUUGCAGGAAUUGCGUGUUCAGGAGCCUCCCAGAGCCAGGCUCUCAACUUCACACCAAAGUAAUGUAGCAGAAUCUGUACAGCUGUUAAUAAACUACCACUGGUUUGGGGUUUUUUGGGGGGGUUGGGGUUUGUUUUGUUUUGUUUUGUUUUGUUUUGUUUUGUAAAAAAGGGCCAAAAAGAGGAAAAAAAAAAGAAUAAAAAGUCAAUGUGCUGAAGCUCAACUUCAAGCAAAGUGUCUCUGAGCCCUCUGAUCCAUGGAAUUCAUGAGGUGGGGGGAGAGGCAGGAGCAGGGGAGGGUCGGGGGGCACAGGGACCCCCCUGAG